This is a messenger RNA of Centruroides sculpturatus (bark scorpion), 2231 nucleotides long. RefSeq names its product choline O-acetyltransferase-like. Gene Ontology annotation, biological process: acetylcholine biosynthetic process; neuromuscular synaptic transmission. NCBI's taxonomy places the organism in Eukaryota, Metazoa, Arthropoda, Arachnida, Scorpiones, Buthidae. The transcript has 14 exons. Gene Ontology annotation, cellular component: cytoplasm; neuron projection. The coding region runs from base 239 to 2137 and encodes 632 amino acids. Gene Ontology annotation, molecular function: choline O-acetyltransferase activity. The record is from RefSeq and is a predicted model, not a curated record.
GUUAUCGUUUGGUUUUCAUUUAGUUUCCGAACGUUCUUAAAAAUACAGUAUUUUCGCUGUUUUGUACGCGAGUAAAUUAAUUAAAAUUAAAUUAUUUUUCUUGUUAAAUGCAAUUAAAAUAAUGUUUUUAAACUAAUUUUUAUAUUUCACAUUAUAUAACUGGGAAUUCUCAAAUACAAUCUACUUGGGAGGUUCGAAAAUUCUACUCCAGUUAAAUUAGUUUGGUUCUCGAGACUUUAUGAACGUUCUAAAUGUUUUAUGCGAUUUCAAGGAUCUUCCUAAACCUCCCGUUCCGAAACUCGGAUUAACGAUUGAAAGAUAUCUGAAUGGUAUUAAAAGAAUAAUACCUGGAGAACAAUACGCAGUGACUGAAAAAUUAGCAAGAGAAUUUAAGGAUAGUGAAGAAGGAAACACCCUUCAAUAUCUGAUAAAGGAAUAUGCGGAAGAGACUGACAAUUACGUUACAGAAUUUUGGUUAAGUGACAUGUACUUGAGAUCGCCACUUCCACUUCCCAUUAAUUGUAAUCCGUUUUUUAUGUUACCAAAACAAUCAUUUAAGACUGAUCUUGAACGUUAUAGUUACAUCGCACAAUUCAUCAUAUUUUCUCUACUACAAAAGAUUAAAUUGGACAGAGAAGAAGUAGAGCAAGAUAUUGUUUAUACACAUGGGAAAGGUUAUCCUUUAUCCAUGGAUACGGCUUAUAAGUUAUAUUCUGGAUAUAGAAGGCCCGAUAUAGAAGACAAACAAAUAUUUGCCAAGUCGUCAAACCAUAUCAUUGUCAUUUGUAAUAAUCAGAUUUUUAGACUGCAAUUUGAAGAUAGUUCGGUUUAUCCCAGUGAAGAAGCAUUAUGCAAAAUUCUUACAAAAAUUGAAGAAGAGAGUGUGAAAGAACCUAUUUAUCCUCCUGUAGGGAUCAUUACAACAGCGAGUCGUCUGGAUUGUUCAAAUUUUCGGCAGAUUCUAUCAGAAGAUAUAAUUAAUCAAGAAUCAAUUCAGAAAAUCGAGGAAUGUCUCUAUAUUUUGUGUAUGGAUAAUUCUUUAAGGGAUAUCUUAAAAAGUGCAAAAGAUUCAAACGAGAGAAAGGAAAUUAUGGCACGCCAUAUUUUUCACGGUAGCAAAAUUGAACAUUCUAGUGGAAAUAGGUGGUUCGAGAAAUGUUUACAAUUUAUAAUAACUAAAAAUGGAGUUAAUGGAGUUUGUAUGGAACCUUCAAUUUUGGAUGAAAGUGUUCUUUUACAAUUUUUACAGGAGUUUAUGCUUUUUCUGAAAAUAAAUCGUCCUAGAAGGAGAAUUAUGAAUUCUAUGUAUCUAGAGAAAUUAAAAUGGAUAAUACACCCUAAAGAAGUUUUAGAAAUUGAGUCAGCUGGUUAUAAAAUUAAUCAACUCGUAAGCGAAUUAGAUCUGAAAAUAAUGAAAUUUACUAAAUACGGAAAGGAAUUCAUCAAAAGGAGAAACCUCAAUCCUGAUGUUUAUAUUGAAAUAUGCAUACAAAUGGCUUAUUUUAGAUUAUAUAAAACGUUAACAUCAACAUAUCAAGCCGCUUCGUUACGCAAAUUUAGAUAUGGAAGAUUUGAUAAUAUUCGUGUUUCCAGCGAAGAUUUAAUGAAUUUUUUCGAGAUUUUUUAUGAUGAAACUGUCAAAAAGGAAGAAAAAGUAAAACUUUUCCUUAAAGUCAUUGAGAAACAAAUUGAAAUGUAUAUUUAUUUUAAAAUGUAUAUAUAUUUUUAUGUAUAUGUGAAGACCAUUAAUGGAGAAGGUCCUGAUAAUCAUCUUCUAUGCUUGAAAGAAUUUUCUCACAACAAAAGACAGUAUGAUCCAGCACUAUUUAGAGAUAAAUCGUAUCAAGAAUAUCUAAACUUUUGUCUGCAAAUAAAGCAGAUUAAUUCCAAAUAUAAUAUAAUCGUGGGAUAUGGACCUAUGACGAGAGACGGCUAUAGUUGCUGUUUUAAUCUUCAAGAACAUCAAAUAAUAUUCACUCUGACAUCAUUUAAUACAUUCGAAAAAACAGAUUUGCAAAGUUUUGCCCAACAUUUGACAUCAAGUUUGAUCGAAAUCGGCGAAUUUUGUGAAAAGAAUUUACGAAAACUCACAAUAAACACCAAAGAGAAAUCAUUGCGUAAAUUAAAGCGAGAAUAAUUAUCUAAAUCGAGUCAUAAAGUUUAUUAGCUACGAGAUGUUACCAUUGACACCAUGAUUAAAUUUCUUUAAUUGAAUAAAUUAAUUUCAAAAU